Molecule: messenger RNA, 486 nt
Organism: Puntigrus tetrazona (Sumatra barb)
Lineage: Eukaryota; Metazoa; Chordata; Actinopteri; Cypriniformes; Cyprinidae
Product: ubiquitin carboxyl-terminal hydrolase 37-like
Exons: 6
Coding region: 22-375 (117 amino acids)
Biological process (GO): protein deubiquitination
Cellular component (GO): cytosol; nucleus
Molecular function (GO): cysteine-type endopeptidase activity; cysteine-type deubiquitinase activity
Source: RefSeq, a predicted model, not a curated record
UACACCUGCCCAGUAGCUAACAUGGAGUUUCAGCUCAACCGCCUUCUCACCUGCAACAGCUGUGGUUUCCAGAGGAGCUUUACAGAGGAUUCCAACUACCUCUCUCUGGUGAUCAGUCCUCAAAGAAGCCUCACUCACAGCCUGGAGCAGUACUUCAAAACAUCUUCGUUGGACUGCUCAUGCAGUGAGUGUGCUGGCGCGACAGCUUCUGAGGCCCUGGAAUUAGUUACCUGUCCACGGAUCCUGGUGCUUCUGGUGAUGCGUUUUGACAUAACAUCGUCAAUGAAGAAGCUGAAAGAUAAACUGGAAGUUCCACAAGAGUUUUCACUGUCCUGUAGUACAGGUGGAAGAAUCAGACAGCAGGACACUGUAUAAACUAGCUGGUGUCGUGUCACAUAUGGGCAGCAGUUUGUAUUGUGGGCACUACAUCAGUUAUGUCCAUGACGGAUCUGAAUGGCUUAAAUGCAGUGACAACUCCAUCAAAAA